Molecule: messenger RNA, 3225 nt
Organism: Lodderomyces elongisporus
Lineage: Eukaryota; Fungi; Ascomycota; Pichiomycetes; Serinales; Debaryomycetaceae
Gene: RIA1
Product: GTPase
Exons: 1
Coding region: 1-3225 (1074 amino acids)
Biological process (GO): cytosolic ribosome assembly
Cellular component (GO): cytosol; ribonucleoprotein complex
Molecular function (GO): GTP binding; GTPase activity; ribosome binding
Source: RefSeq, a predicted model, not a curated record
AUGAAGAUCUCAGUUGACACAAUCAACAAGCUUCAACACGAUGCUUCUUGUAUUAGAAAUAUUUGUAUUUUGGCACAUGUCGACCACGGCAAAACCACGCUUAGUGAUUCUUUAUUGGCCACCAAUGGUAUAAUAUCACAAAGAAUGGCUGGUAAAGUACGAUACUUGGACUCAAGAGAAGAUGAGCAAACAAGAGGAAUAACAAUGGAAGCCUCGGCAAUAUCAUUGUACUUUAAAGUUAUGAAAGUGAACAACGCAGGCGAUAAACACCAAGCCAAUGGCGAGAAAGGUGUUGAUAGCCACGAUGACGGUGAGAGCCAUGAAAACAAGCCAGAACCUAAAAUAAAAGAGCAUUUGAUCAACUUGAUUGAUUCCCCAGGCCACAUUGAUUUCUCAUCCGAAGUAAGCACGUCUUCACGUCUAUGUGAUGGUGCAAUUGUCCUAGUCGAUGCCGUAGAAGGUGUCUGUUCACAAACUAUCAACGUGUUGCGUCAAUGCUGGAUUGAUAAUUUGAAACCUUUGCUUGUGAUUAACAAGAUAGAUAGGUUAAUUAUAGAAUGGAAAAUGAGUCCCCUGGAAGCGUACCAACACGUUUCAAGAAUUAUCGAACAAGUCAACUCGGUAAUUGGUUCUUUUUACGCAGGAGAUAGAUUAGAAGACGAUCUCAAUUGGAGAGAAGCGGGCGAAAUUGGAGAAUUCGUUGAGAAAGAUGAUGAACAUUUAUACUUUACACCAGAGAGAAACAAUGUGAUCUUUGCCUCCGCCGUCGACGGCUGGGCUUUCUCAAUCAAUACUUUUGCAAGGAUCUACCUGAAAAAAUUGGGGUUUUCUCAAGCUGUUUUAGCAAAGACUUUAUGGGGUGAUUUCCAUUUGGAUAUGAAGAAUAAAAAGAUUUUACCUGGCAAGAAAAUAAAAUCUAAACAAUCCAAGCCAUUAUUUAUUUCAUUGAUCUUGGAACCAAUAUGGGCUGUGUAUCAAAAUUGCGUAAUCGAAAGAGACCAAGAAAAAUUGGAGAAAAUCAUUGAGAAACUACAAGCCAAAUUGUCACCCCGGGAUUUAAAGUCUAAGGACCACAAACAAGUAUUGAAUCAAAUAAUGACACAAUGGAUCCCACUCAGUCAUGCUGUCUUGGGUGCAGUCAUUGAUUACUUGCCCAGUCCCGUUAUAGCACAGAAGGAGAAAACUGACAAGUUGCUUAAUGAAUCUCUUUAUGCAUCGAUUCAAUCCGAAUCCGAACUCGAUACAGUGGCACAUUCCAAAAUAGUACAGUCAAUGCGCGAUUGUGAUAACUCUCUUGCUGACCAACAAACAGUAGCUUAUGUCUCCAAACUUAUUUCCGUUCCUAAUGCCGAAUUGCCAAAAGACACCAUUCCGGGAUCAGAGGCAACGGCUGAUGAACUUAAAGAAAGAAGUAGAAUUGCAAGAGAAUUGGCUAAAAGGGCAUCGGAAGAAGCAGCAGCAGCUCAACAAGAUUUGCAAAUUAGCACUGAAAGUGAUUUAUACAAUGUAAAAGCAUCAAAGGACCCAUUUCAAUGGGAAUUUGAAGAAGAAGAUUUUGAAAUUGGGAAUGCUGCUGCUAAUGACGAGGAUGACAUUGCUACGGCAAAUGAUGAAACGCUAAUUGGAUUUACUCGUGUGUACUCAGGAGCAUUAUACAAGGGCCAGAGAAUCACUGUAGUGGGUCCAAAAUACAAUCCUGCUUUAUCGCAAGAUGACCCUGGUAACCAAAGUCAACUCGUGCACGAGGUUGAAAUAAAGGAUUUAUUUUUAAUCAUGGGACGAGAAUUAGUGAGAAUGGAACAGGUUCCGGCAGGAAAUAUUGUUGGUGUGGUUGGAUUAGACGAGGCAUUGUUGAAGAAUGGAACUUUAAGCUCAAAUAUUCCAUUGGACCAGCCAUAUAUCAACUUGGCAUCUACUUCAACCAUGAUUCAUAAUAAACCAAUCAUGAAAAUUGCAGUUGAGCCGGCCAAUCCAUCCAAGUUGGCCAAAUUAGAAAGAGGCUUGGACCUUCUAUCCAAAGCAGACCCAAUAUUGGAAUGGUAUGUGGAUGAUGAGUCGGGUGAAUUGAUUGUAUGUGUUGCUGGUGAGCUUCAUUUAGAAAGAUGCUUAAAGGAUUUAGAAGAACGAUUUGCCAAAGGAUGCGAAGUUACCGUUAAGGAACCGGUAAUUCCAUUUAGAGAAACUUUAGCUGACGACAAAAUCAAUGCUGAUUCUCAAGAGUUACAAGACAAUGGUACUGAUGAAAGCCUCGUUGAGGAUGACUUGGUGCAAUUGAAAUUUGAUGUAAAGCCACUUCCAAAGUCAAUCACAUCGUUUUUAAUUCAAAAUGAAGCGACCAUCAGUUCAAUGGUCAGGAAUAGAGCUGCUCCUGGUAAUACUGAUAACAAUAAGGAAGUAAAGAGGUCAUUUAAAGAAAAUUUAAUCAAUUUAUUUGACGAAGAAAAAGAAGAAUUCAACUGCGAUUAUAUGGAUUCUACUCAACUUGUUGAUAAUAUAAUUAGUUUUGGUCCAAAGAGGAUUGGUCCCAACAUCUUUAUCGAUGGAACCCAUUCUUUCCGCCACAUACUCGAAACUGAAGUGAAAGAAAAAUUUGAUUAUGAAACCCAAAUUCUUGGUGGUGUACAACUCGCCAUGAACGAGGGUCCGUUGGCUGCCGAACCUUUGCAGGGUCUUGCUGUGGUUAUAACAAAAGCUCAGAUAACUACACAACUUGGUGAAGAAAAGAAAUUUGUCAAUACGGGUCGGAUCAUAAACCAGACCAAGAAUUUGAUACAUAAAGAGUUCUUAAAGAAAUCACCUCGUUUGAUGUUGGCGAUGUACACUUGUGAAAUUCAAGCUGCCACGGAGGUGCUUGGGAAAGUAUAUGCGGUUGUUCAGAAACGUGAAGGCUCCAUCAUCUCGGAGGAAAUGAAAGAAGGUACCCCUUUUUUCACCAUUGUGGCACGUGUACCAGUCAUACAAGCCUUUGGAUUUAGUGAAGAUAUCAGGAAAAAAACAUCUGGAGCAGCCAGUCCUCAAUUGGUAUUUGAUGGAUUUGAUAUGUUAGAUUUCGAUCCGUUCUGGGUACCUCAAACGGAAGAGGAAUUAGAGGAAUUGGGAGAGUUUGCAGAACGUGAAAAUAUUGCGAGACGAUACAUGAAUAAAAUAAGAAGAAGAAAAGGUUUAUUUGUUGAUGAGAAGGUGGUGAACAAGGCUGAGAAGCAAAGGACUUUGAAAAAAGAUUAA